This is a messenger RNA of Colletotrichum fioriniae, 690 nucleotides long. RefSeq lists its product as uncharacterized. Lineage: Eukaryota; Fungi; Ascomycota; Sordariomycetes; Glomerellales; Glomerellaceae. Gene Ontology annotation, cellular component: RNA polymerase II transcription regulator complex. The record is from RefSeq and is a predicted model, not a curated record. Gene Ontology annotation, molecular function: transcription cis-regulatory region binding; DNA-binding transcription activator activity, RNA polymerase II-specific. Gene Ontology annotation, biological process: regulation of DNA-templated transcription.
AUGGACAGCACAUCACCAGAACUCCCGCCAUACGCCAUGCCCGUCGACUUCUCCUCAAUGGUUGGCACAACCCCCUACGACAUCAUCGCCGCGCAGUUCACCUCACGUAUCAACUCCAACGAGAAUGGCUACUGCACUCCGACGUCACUAUGGUCUAGCCCUCAAAGCCCGACCUCCAGCAUCGACCACAGCAAGGCAGACGACUCGCACGAUGACGCACACUCCCCCACCAGCGGAUCCGAAGAGUCUUCAAAGCCCCAGAAAGGAAGACGGGGCAACAGAUAUAAGAACUGCAGCGAGUCAGUGCUAUCAAAGCGCCGCGCCCAGAACCGCGCCAACCAGCGCGCCUACCGAAAGCGCAAGGAGUCUCGACUCGAGGAGCUCCAGGCCCAGAUCCAGGACAUGAGUCAGAAGAACGACGCGCUCUGCUGUGCUUACAGACUCUUGGCCAACGAGUGCUGCAGGCUCCGCGCGAGCCAGCAGAUGUCUGCUGCUGUUGCGGGGCAGGCUCCGGCAUGGGACUUGAUGAGCAACACCAACGCCAAUAACGGGGCCGGGAGCUUGGCAUUGGACAUGUCUGCGCUCGACGCAUACCGCAUCGUUCCUCCUCCCGUCUCGACUUCGAGUCCCGUCCCCGAGUCAUAUCUCGACUAUCCCGGGAGCCCCGAUAAGUUGUGGAGCCCCUAUUGA